This is a messenger RNA of Haliotis rubra (blacklip abalone), 1584 nucleotides long. Its product is annotated as immediate early response gene 2 protein-like. The record is from RefSeq and is a predicted model, not a curated record. Lineage: Eukaryota; Metazoa; Mollusca; Gastropoda; Lepetellida; Haliotidae. The transcript has a single exon. Bases 166 to 951 code for a protein of 261 amino acids.
GAACGGGCAUUAUUGGACCAAGCUUUGACGAGGAGAGUACUAGUGGAAACUUGCUCCGGUAUUUUACACAUCAAGUGGAGUACACGCUACGUUCUGAAGACGAGCUUUAUUUAUUCGGCUCAGGAGGCCUAGUUUUCUUCCUUGCUCAGCUAAUUUCUUGUUACAAUGGCUGCUAUCGCUGCAGAACCCCAAAGACUGAUUGCUGUGUCACUCGGCAAAAUCGCCGCUUCACGGUCACAACGUGGUGGGAUUAACUUACACAAGAACUUGUUAGUAGCCAGUGUGUUGCACAAGGCACGGACAGCUUACAUGAUGGAGAACUUUCAACAGAUGCUUGCUGCAAAGAGAGCACAGGCUGAACAGAUUCAUAUACAGAACCCAGUACCCGAGAAAACAGGCGCCAACCCGCACGAGACUACAUGCCACGAGGCGCACGUAUCUAGGUCACAGAGUAACUCAACCUCACCCAGACUCCGUGAUUCAUCGGAUAAGGAAAAUACCCCGCCCAGGGGAGAGUCGUCUGCUCCGUGUGAAAAGAUGGAAACGCAAGAAAAAACACUCUCUCCUAUGUCGGACUCUUCUCGUAAUACUCCUGACUCGUCAGGAAGUGUGAACCAAGGCAGACUUGAUUGCGUAAGCAGAACGAGAGACAGCAGUUCGUGUCUGUUGAAACGUCGGCGAAGCAAUGCUUCACAGGAUAUGGACACGGUGCUCGCCAAGAAGGCCAAAUAUUCAGACAAUGUGGAGAGUGAUUCUCACUGUGAAGCCAUGCAAACAGAGCCUACUCAAAUCACCAAUCUAGUCAGUAUUUUCAACACAGGGUUUGGCGGUUUGUGUUCGGCUGGUAAUGCGGACCUUCAAUUAGGGUUUUCAAGAUCGGAUUCCUUACAUUGUAGUGCACAGGUUGAAAAACAAGUUGGACUUCCUACUGUGAUAGCAUUGACUGUGUAAAUGUGACGUAAAUUGGCCUGACCGAAGUCAGACUCUGACUGAUAUAGACAAUACUCAACACGCCUUGUGGGCGUGUAAUCGUGAUCUCAAGACAUGUCUCUGAUUGUGAUGGACAACAAGGAGAUGAAAUCGACAAGAAAGCGGGAGUGAGAUAUUCUGUGUACAUGUAAUGGUCGUGAGUGUACAAUGGGAGAGAAUUAACAUUAGCGUGAAUGCAGCUUUCACAUCGGUCAUUCAUAUAUUUACCAAAGACAAUCAACAUGCAUUUCACGAGAAUGGAUUUCAGCAAGACUUUGUUCCAGGGGGACAAUGGGCUGUUAAUUUGCCGACAACAUCACCUCUUUGUCCCGCGGGCUUUUGUUCGUGGGAAAUCGCUGCCUCAUGCCGUGGGCUAUUUUUAGACUGGGCGUCCCCCCCAUAAAAUAUCGGGCGUCUUUGUGUGUAUGGACAAAAGGGUUGGAUACGCGUCGGUUGUCCAGGCAACGUGUCAAAACCCGAACAGUUUCUGAUGUGUCAUUUCCCAUCUUUCAUGUCCAUUGUCGAGCGAAUGCGUAUCAUGUGUGUUGGGUCCGAAAGGACUCGAUUAUUUAUCAUGUUUAUCAAGAAUAAACACUAAUUAUUUUCUGAAACAAA